This is a messenger RNA of Phytomonas sp. EM1, 948 nucleotides long. NCBI's taxonomy places the organism in Eukaryota, Euglenozoa, Kinetoplastea, Trypanosomatida, Trypanosomatidae. The record is from the annotation of a GenBank genome assembly.
AUGUCUAAAAAACGCGUGCGUUCGGCAUCUUCUCACGCUGAGGCGGACGAAGCUAGUACCCAUAACGGGCGUGGCGAUGUCGGGGCCGCGGAGGCGACUCCGGCCCUCCCCAACCAGGAGGGCGGGAAGGAAAGCAUGAUAGGCGAGUUUCACCCGAGACGCGCCACCACCAAUAAACGCAUGACGAACCGCCAAAAAUGCCUCGUGUUGGGGGGUCGAAACAUGUCGAGCAAGGAUCGUCACCUGCUGGUGGAUCUCCGCGGGCUCAUGCCGCACGCCCGCGCGCAUGCGAAGGUCGGUCGAACCCACACCCUAGGCGACGAGCUCAUCGAGCUCAGCGGCCUGCACCAGUGCAACGGUGUUAUGUACAUCGAGCCUCACCGCAGCGAUAUUAGCUACCUCUGGAUCGCACAGGCCCCGAGCGGUCCGAGCAUAAAGUUUCAAUUGUCAAACGUGCAUACCGCGGAUGAGAUUCGUAUGGCGGGAAAUUGCCUUAAGUUUAGCCGCCCCUUGCUUCACUUCGACAACGAGUUCGAGGCUCAACCGCACCUCCGUAUCGCGAAGUCGUUGCUGCACAUGGCCUUCAACACACCGCGUUACCAUCCUCUCUCCAAGCCUUUCGUGGAUCGUAUUAUGUCGUUUUUCUGGCUUGAUAACCAUAUCUGGAUCCGCAAUUACCAGAUCGUACCCACUGAUCCCCCGUCGCUGCUGGAGAUUGGUCCGCGCUUCACCUUGGAGCCGGAUUCGAUUUUGAACGGCUGCUGCAAGGGGAGCGUUCUGUGGAAGAGCCGCACGGCAAAGCCGCCAACGGAGCAACGGCGUAGUCGGCAGCUCCGUCGUUUGGAGAAGCAGAGCGCGAAUGAGGUGAUACGGGGGAAGUCGGAUACUCACCGCGCACAACACCCGCAGCCAGCGGUGGAUCCUCUCGAUUUGGUGUUUAAGGAUUGA